Molecule: messenger RNA, 5905 nt
Organism: Paramisgurnus dabryanus
Lineage: Eukaryota; Metazoa; Chordata; Actinopteri; Cypriniformes; Cobitidae
Gene: fam131c
Product: family with sequence similarity 131 member C
Source: RefSeq, a predicted model, not a curated record
AAAUAACGAAAUGAGUAGGUCUACUAAAUGCUAACGGUAGGAAAAGAUGGGUUGCAUCUGUGAUUUUAAAUGACCAUUUUGUGUGGCGUUUGAUGCAAACAAACUUAAAACUUAUAAACACGUAAGGUAAGAUCUUAAAUUAGCCUACCAUUUCCACGUGAUUACAAACGACUUCACCCACAUCAUGGAGGAGCAUCUUAAAGGUAUUCAGUCGCUCUCUUUAAUUUAGGAUGACGUUCCUUCCGUGAUUUACCUAUUUGUUCUCUUUGAAUAGAUCAUGUAAGUUAAUGAUAUACCAUGUAGUUUUCCAUGUUGGGAUAAAGUUGAGAAAUAUACCCGGUUUGAGUGGUAUGGAAAACUGCGGGAAUUGUAAUUGUAAUUGCUUGUUAAAUGUAUAUGGAAAUGUAUGUGCCCCAAAAGUCAGGCAUACUUUAUUAGUUCAUUUAACAGUAAGUUACUACGAGAUAUGAUCAAAAAUGGGGCCUCGUGUUGUUAAGAUGAAUUAUGAGAUGUGUUUGACUUCACGAGGAACUGCGCAGAUAAAUCUGAAUAUGACGUCAAAGCACCGCAAGGUGUUUCGAAAGAAACGUUACACUUUCGGGUUGCUCUCGCGAUAUUUGAUGUCAUAGGCCAGUUUGUCUGCGCAGCGCCGCGUUAAGUCGAACAAGCCUUGUAAUUACAUACAAUAACCACAGUAAGUCAGGCUUUCCCCGAUUUAAGCAUUACACUCUUAAACUUGAACUAAUAAAUUUACACGCAAUGUAUUCGUUACACUACAUUUUAGAGAAGUUUAGCAAGAAAAGUUUAAUAAAUUGAAGUGUUAAUGCAGUAUUUAACCUAAAAUUCAUGCAGAAAAUGCAGCACUUGAUAUGUUAUUGCUUCCUUAGUAUAAAUUGGAUAAUUGCAUAGUUUGAAUAAAUGUGAUGGAAAUGAAACAUUCUAUGUGCGUGCAGUUACAAGUGAUCAGAAAUUUCCCAUGUGCACGAACUUGACCCCGAGGGUGACGUCAGUAAAAAUGUAUUUCAACAAUGUUUGCUUACUGAAUUACAGGUUUACAAAAGACGAACUGAAAAGAAGCCACAAGUUCAGACGUGUCCCUGACGUGUUCUCUAAAGAUUGACUUUAACAAGUGUACAAAACUUGGUGAACUCCUUGUUUUGUUACAGUUAAUAAAAUAUCAAUGCUAAAAUAAUAUUGACCUACAUAAUCCUUAUUGGUAUAUUUAAUGAAUGUGUUUUGUGUUUAUUAACUUUUUUCUUUUAUUAAAGUAUCUUUAUUUAAACCCCUUAAAUGUAUAUGACUAUGCUAUUAAAACAAAAUAACCAAAAUCUCAUGAUUGCCCAAAAAUGGCCACAUGUUAACCAUAACUGUUAGGUUGACAAAAAGCUAACAUUUCAAUUUUUUUCAACAUGGCAUGGAUUAGAUAAGAGUUGAAGUUAUUGAACGAAUAAAAAAUAAUAUAAUAUAAUUUAUGAAUAUAAAUGUAGCAAAUACAAAGUUUCUAAAUAGUGUGCUCAGUGUGUUCAAUAUUACUACAGUUUAUCUUUACAUAUAACAUAAGAAAUGAUGAUAUAUUAAUAAUGACAGUUCCAAACCAUAAUUCCUUGAACCAUGUUCAAAUCAUUUUCAUCACUUCAUCAAUUCUGUUUUGCCCUUGAGGAAGAUUCAUAUCUACUCUGGAAUUACUGUACAAUUCAAUUGCAUUACAUAAUUUACAUUACUUUAAAUGUUAUACAUAAAAAUAUGUUUAAUACACAGUAAAAACAAAAAUGAAAGCAAUUUUUUAUCAUUUCAAAAAUACAGUCUAUUCUUCACAUUCAGUGUGCUGUUGAAUGCACAUUCACCUAAGCAACACUAGAGGGCAGCACAAUGCCAACGUCAAAGUGUUGACUUAUGAGCUGCUAUCGUGUUUACCUUAAAAAAAAUCUAUUUAUAUUAAUUCAGCUUAAAAAAAAAAUGCAGGCCCAUUCCACUAACUGAACAUAUCUUAUCACAUACCCCAAAUUAUCGCUCUGUCUCCCUCUGUUAUCUGUCUUUCAGUCUUCAGUCUCAUUCUGGUUACUUUCGAAUGAUUACACACAAAUUUAACCCAUUUAUCCUCAAUGAAAGGUGGUAUUUUCAGUAUUCAGAGGGUGUUGAAGUUGCAGCGCUGAGGUGGAAAAUGAGAGCAGGGAGGGGAGGAGAAGAAGAGAGGAGGGAUCUCUACGUAGACAGUCAGUGUGAUGUUUUCCCCACUUAUUCUCUCUCCUCCUUUUCCUUUCCUCACUUCCAUCCCCACUUGUUAAACAGACAGUGCUUUAUUCACUGUACAGAUGGACACUAGAUCUUAUUGGAUCCUUUUUCUGGACCAAUCUUUUUUCUUCCCCUCUGUCAUCUAGUUCUCUCUCUCCCUCAGUUGUUUAUUUCCCCCAUCGCCCCACUUUAACUCAGCAUGGUGAACAGAUAACUGCUAAGCUGUUGAACAUGGGCUCCUGCCUCUGCAAAGGUCACCAAGAUCUUCAAGGUGGCCAGCAACAUCCUAUGGAAGAGCUUCAGUCUUAUGCUGAAGGACAGCCUAUUUUCCAGGGUAACCAUCAGUCCUACAAUGGGGGUUUGACAGAUAAAAGAAGCAGUAGUGGGUAUGACAUUGGAGAACUGGCAACAUCUUCCCUGCUGGGACUGCUGGCCACCAUUAAGGACCACAUCACCAAACCCACAGCAAUGGCCCAAGGCCGGGUCGCCCAUCUGAUUGAGUGGAAGAGUUGGGGAGGUGAGGCGACGUCUGGAGGCUUGUAUGGAUGGAGUAGAGAUGGUGGAGGCUGGGGAGGUGUCGGAGCGGCACUACAGGAGGACGAACAGCUCUACUCUCACCUUACUGAUGAAAUCAAGGAAGCUCGAUUUGCUGCAGGUGUUGCAGAGCAGUUUGCCCUGGCUGAGGCAGCGAUGAAUGCCUGGUCCACACAAGACAUUGAAAGUCAAGCCACAACCAGCACAAUCCCAUUACAAGACCCCGAGAGCCUUUAUCUCUCUCAGUUCCUGUUGGAUGGAGGGAGUCUAGGUGUUCCUCAGCAUCUCUACAGAAUGCACAUGGAGGCUAAUGAUGAAACCAGCUCUCUGGGUCCUUCUCAGCCCCCUAAAUCCCAUUCCCCCAGCCAUUCCUUUUCUCCGAUUGACGCGCAGCGUCCUGAACAACAGCAGAGAAUUUCUCAGUCGGAAAGGGCCAUGCGGCAUGCGGACAGCAUCUCUUUGUCGGAGGAUGAGGUUUUUUAUAACUGACUGACGGCUGGUGAUGAGAAGGAUCAGCGUUUUUCGUCUGUUGUUUGUGUUUGCUGAUGCGAAAGAGAAACGGUAUGAAGUUACACCUGACAAGGUUAUCGCUUUACUGUUGAAGUACACUGCUCAGCGUCUUCAAACAAUGAAUGCAAGGAUCGAUGUACAUGCGAUCAUGCUAAUUCCAUAUCAUAUGACCUUUCUGCGAAUGAAACCUUCUCUGUUUUCAGUGGUGAUGAUGAUAGAGAUUGGAUUUUGAGUCAAACCCAUCUAGACUCGUAUUUAUGCAGCAAUUGCUUGAGACUCACUGCUGCUCCGCCAUGAAAAGAACUGGAUGUCUUUUAGCACUGAAGAGGGAGCCAAAAUAGACACGCUUUCAUCUCUCAGAUAUUACAUAGACGUUUUCCUCGUGUAUAAGAACAGCUCGAUGAUGCUACAGCGUAAAUAGACUUCUUUUGUGAAGAAUUUGGAUGGCAGCAGAAGUUGAAACUGACUUAUGGCUUUAAGUAAAGCUGCAAUCAUUAGCUGACAUUGAGAUUGUGAAGAUUUGCAGUUGCCCUAGAGAUUUUGAAUGUAAAAUAUAUAACACACCAAACAACUGGAUGUUAACUUGCUGAAGUGUGUACUUGCUGAAUGUGUACUUUCUGUGCUCACCAAACAAAACUUUCAAAUGAAUGAUUGUUGCAAACAUGCUUUCUGAACACUGCCAUUGGUCGUACAAACUUAGUCCCGCCCCAAACUAAUGCCAUUGGUUGGGAUGCUUAAAUAAACAGACCCUUUACACUUUUCAUCAAAAUCAACCCAGAUGGCAUAUAUAUGUUAUAUUUAUGUCUGAUAGGAUAAGGUAUUUUACAUAAAUACACACUUUAACACACUUUUUAAAGGGGUAUAGUCACACUUGCCACAGAUUUAUACAUUAUGUAUGGUGAAUUCAGAUGACUGUCAAAAGCUGUCCCAAUCAACCUGAAUUCAUCCUAUACUCUUAAAAAAAUUAAAGGUUCCUGAAAGGUUUUUUGUUGGUUCCAUGAGGAACCUUUAACAUAUGCAGAACCUUUCUGUUUAUGCUGAAGGUUCUUUAGACCAGUGGUUCUUAAACUUUUUUCCCCUCUUGUGCCCUCCGUAGCCCCCCCAAAGAAAUUGUAUGACAUAAAACACUCAAAACGUAUUAAAUUAUAUAAUGUAGAGCUGUUGGUUAGUAACGUUAUUUUUCUGAGGUUUUAUUAGUCAGAAUUUGACAAAUUAAUGUAUUUUAUAAAAUGUCAUAAAACUGGGGCCCCCUAGGAAAAUCUUGUGGCCCCCCAGAGGGCCAAGGCCCCUAGUUUGAGAACCACUGCUUUAGACUAUAAAAAGGUAAUAAAAAAAAUGAAACAAUCUUUGACUUACAGGUUCCUUGCGGAACCAAAAAUGGUUCUUCUAUGACAUCACUGCAAAAAACCCUAUUUAGAACCAUUAUUUUUAAGGGUAUAUACAAAGAGCUCAGAUGCAAAAGCCGCUAAACGCCACCUUCCUCAAAAAUGAGAGAAUGCUUUUGGCACGUAAGAAUUUAAUGAACAACUGCGCAUCUACGUCAUGGUGCAAGGUUUUUCCCGGUUAGGAGGUUUACCGAAUACCAAAAUUUUGAGACUUUUACUUUUAUUCAGAAGGACAGUAAGGAGUGACUGAAGACUUUUUAAAAAGUGGAUAUUUUUGUACUUACGUAUAUAUGGUUUUGCAGCAAAAGUCCAAUCUGUUAAAUCCCAGAUGACUAAAGCUACAUUUGUAAAAAAAAAUAAGCCAUUUUAAUUACUGACAAAUUGAAUAAACUGACAAAUAAGAGCCUGAUAAAAUGGUUAUUUACAAGAAAACAUGUCAGACGCACUUAUAGUGGGUUUUGCAUCUGAGCUCUUCAUAUUGAAUUGUUACCUCAGCUGCCUUUAAGUGACUUACCACCAUAUAGUGUUUAUGAUUGUGUCAAGCUGUUAUAUUUGUGAAAAGUCCUUUGUACAUGUCAAAUAUGAUUUUAUCUUAAAAUCUAUAUUGCUGAAGAAAAUGCUUGCGCAUUCUUGCACAUUUGUGUUCUGUAAGACACAAACGCACAAGAGCUGGAAUAACAAUCAUCUACCUUCUCUUUGUAAUUAGCCCUAUUCACACACCACCAACAAAGAGAGGUGUCAGAGAAAAAGAGAGAUAGUUCGAGAGCGAGAGAAAGGAGAGACGAAGGGAUUAUAGAUGCAGAAUGAGUAGAGGAGCGAUGAGUGUUGGGAGGUGGAAUGGUCAAGUGUUGUCGUGCUCUAGGGUCUUUUAAUAGAAGUUUACACCGUGUGAUCCUAUUGUGGUGUUAGAUAAUGUGUGUGGCUGCUUUUGUGCUCUUGGGGAGGUUUUCUGUUGGAUUUAAUUGUGUAGACGGACGCUCUGAGGUGGUGAGCAGAAUCAAAAUGGUGUUGUAACUGGAAUUCGAUUUCAACUAAAUAUAUUAGGCGUACGCUGAGAAUUUAAAUGAAUUAUUUUAAAGCCUCUUUGGAGGCAUACACAGAAUAAUGAGGAAAGUAGAGAGAAAAACAGAAGCCUUUGUUUAAAAUUGUGUCUUAUGUGUUGAGAGGUUACAGACAUUCAGUUUAACUACCCAGAAAGUAAUUUUGCAUUUAAAAGAGACAUGGGCACGACAGACACAAAAUAA